CGCGCAGAGCGGCAGCGGCGACAGCAGGUGGGUCGCAGCAAGUCCUGCUGAGCCAUAUUCAGGCCCCAGAAGAGGUGCUGGGGGCUGGUUUGGUGUUCUUCUCAGCUGUCCACAAUGGCCCCUGGGAUGCCCAGCAUGAGCAGACUGGCACACUUUUGCCAAAAGCUGAACCGGCUGAAACCACUGGAGGAGUCCACCAUGGAGACAUCACUGAGGCGCUGCCUGUCCACACUGGACCUGACCCUGCUGGGCGUGGGUGGUAUGGUGGGCUCAGGCCUGUACGUGCUGACUGGCACCGUAGCCAAGGAGAUGGCCGGCCCUGCUGUGCUUGUGUCCUUUGGUGUGGCAGCUGUAGCUUCCCUCCUAGCAGCCCUGUGUUAUGCAGAGUUCGGGGCUCGUGUGCCCCGCACAGGCUCUGCUUAUCUGUUCACCUACGUGUCCAUGGGAGAGCUGUGGGCUUUCCUCAUUGGCUGGAACGUACUCCUAGAGUACCUCAUUGGUGGUGCCGCUGUGGCCCGAGCCUGGAGUGGCUAUCUGGAUGCUAUCUUCAGUCACCGCAUCAGAAACUUCACUGAGGCCCACAUGGGCGCCUGGCAGGUGCCAUUCCUGGCUCGCUACCCAGACUUCCUGGCUGCUGGCAUCCUACUUUUGGCCUCUGCCUUCGUCUCCUGUGGUGCCCGUGUCUCCUCCUGGCUCAACCAUAUCUUCUCUGCCGUCAGCCUGGUUGUCAUUCUCUUCAUCAGCAUCUUAGGGUUCGUCCUGGCCCGCCCACAUAACUGGAGCUCUGAAGAGGGCGGCUUUGCUCCCUUUGGCUUUUCUGGCAUCAUGGCUGGCACCGCCACCUGCUUCUAUGCCUUUGUGGGCUUUGAUGUCAUCGCUGCCUCCAGCGAGGAGGCUCGGAACCCUCAGCGGUCCGUACCUAUGGCCAUCGCCAUCUCACUUGGCCUGGCAGCUGGUGCCUACAUCCUCGUCUCCACUGUGCUCACCCUCAUGGUGCCCUGGCACAGCCUGGACCCUGACUCAGCGCUGGCAGAUGCCUUCUACCGGAGGGGCUACAGCUGGGCUGGUUUCAUUGUGGCAGCUGGCUCCAUCUGUGCCAUGAACACUGUCCUGCUCAGCAACCUCUUCUCCCUGCCACGCAUCGUCUAUGCCAUGGCAUCCGAUGGGCUCUUCUUCCAGGUGUUUGCCCGUGUGCAACCCCAGACCCAGGUGCCUGUGGUAGGCAUCCUGGUGUUUGGGGUCCUCAUGGCUUUCCUGGCACUGCUGCUGGAUCUUGAGGCACUGGUCCAGUUCCUGUCCAUUGGCACACUCCUGGCCUACACCUUCGUGGCUGCCAGUAUUAUUGUGCUACGUUUCCAGAAGGCGCCCCCAUCCAGUUCUUCAGACCCAUCCAGCCCUGGUCCUAUUGCCAAAGAGUACAACUCCUUCUCAGACCGCAUACAGCUGGUGGGCAUGGAGGAGGCCUUGGCCCCUGAGCCUGGGCAACUAAGGCCAGCCCUGAGGCCCUAUCUGGGGUUCCUGAGUGCCUAUAGCCCUGGAGCUGCUGUGUCUUGGGCACUUGGCAUCCUGGUAUCCUCAGCCAUCACCCUGGGAUGUGUGCUAAUCUUCGGACACUCGACCCUCCACCUUCCGUACUGGGGUUACACGCUAAUGCUCCUGCUCAGCACUGUUGUGUUUCUGCUCAGUCUCCUCGUCCUGUUGGCCCACCAGCAACAGCACCGGCAGGACACCUUCCAGAUCCCCAUGGUGCCCUUGACUCCAGCCCUCAGCAUCCUCCUCAACAUCUGCCUCAUGCUGAAGCUGAGCUACCUGACCUGGCUGCGCUUCUCCAUCUGGCUGCUGCUUGGACUUGCGGUCUAUUUUGGCUACGGCAUCUGGCACAGCAAGGAGAACCAGCGGGAGCAGCCAGGGCUGACUGCCACGCGCUACGUGGUGUUCCCCAGCGGCAGCCUGGAGGAGACGGUGCAGGCUGUGCAGCCCUGCAGCCAGGCCCCAACCCAGGAACCUGACCUCAUGGUACAGCCUGCCAGUCCAUGAAGCCAGCUGAAAACCUGCCCACUCUUGCCCUGCCACCCCUAUUUCAUCAGGAGGCUGGAGGGGCUGGGAGCCUUUUCUCUCUGAGACAGCUUGGGUUUGUAGGCCUGUUCAUGCUGGGGGUCCUCAGGACCUUAGGGCCUUAGCCAACAUGUGGUGGUCUCUUUGUCCAGCAUCUUCCAGUUUAUGACAAGCUCCAGCUACAUGGGCAGGUGGGGUGGGCUGGUGGGGAGAGGCCUCCAACCCCAAGGAUCCACAAUAAUAACUGCUUGGCCUGCCAUGAGGCCGUUGCUGUG
Molecule: messenger RNA, 2330 nt
Organism: Talpa occidentalis (Iberian mole)
Lineage: Eukaryota; Metazoa; Chordata; Mammalia; Eulipotyphla; Talpidae
Gene: SLC7A4
Product: solute carrier family 7 member 4
Exons: 5
Coding region: 115-2037 (640 amino acids)
Biological process (GO): transmembrane transport; amino acid transport
Cellular component (GO): plasma membrane
Molecular function (GO): amino acid transmembrane transporter activity
Source: RefSeq, a predicted model, not a curated record